CUGAAGUCAGUAUGAAAGCUUCACGUGCCCCGCUUCAUUCUCCGGCUCUCUACAGCAAAAUGGCGACUGUUGAUUUCGACUCGUCCGUAGAUCCAGAGAUGGACUUAACCAGCGACGAGGAGUUAGAGAGGGAAGCUGAAGGCUUUAAAGAGCAGGGAAAUGCCUAUUACGUCAAUAAGGACUAUGCUGAAGCAUUCAACUUUUACACCAAGGCCAUCGACCUGUGCCCAAAAAAUGCCAGUUACUAUGGCAACCGUGCAGCCACGCUGAUGAUGCUGAGCCGGUACAGAGAGGCAUUGGAGGACUCUCAGCAGGCUGUUCGACUAGACGACACCUUCAUGAAGGGUCACAUGCGUGAGGGCAAGUGCCACCUGUUGCUUGGCAAUGCAAUGGCUGCUAGCCGCUGCUUCCAGAAGAUUCUAGAGAUUGAACCUGACAACAGCCAGGCCCAACAGGAGCUGAAGACUGCAGAGUCUAUCCUGGAGUACGAGCGCAUGGCUGAGAUCAGCUUUGAGAAACGAGACUUUAGAAUGGUGCUGUUCUGUAUGGAUCGGGCACUAGAGUCUGCGUCUGCAGGUCACAGGUUCAAGGUGCUGAAGGCAGAAUGUCUGGCACUGCUAGGACGCUACCCAGAGGCCCAGUCUGUUGCCAGUGACAUUUUGCGGAUGGACUCAACAAACGGCGAUGCCCUGUAUGUGCGGGGAUUAUGUCUGUACUAUGAAGACUGUAUUGAUAAGGCUGUCCAAUUCUUCAUUCAAGCACUACGGAUGGCACCCGACCAUGAGAAGGCCCGUCUGGCCUGUAGAAAUGCUAAAGCCCUGAAGGCUAAGAAAGACGAAGGGAACAAAGCAUUUAAAGAAGGUAGCUACGAGGAAGCUUAUGACCUCUACUCUGAGGCACUGACCAUCGACCCAAACAACAUCAAAACCAACGCCAAGCUCUACUGCAACAGAGCCACAGUUGGAUCUAAGCUAAACAAACUGGAGCAGGCCGUCGAGGACUGCACAAAGGCUAUUAAACUGGAUGAGUCCUAUAUUAAGGCUUAUUUAAGAAGAGCGCAGUGUUACAUGGACAAACAGCAGUAUGAAGAGGCCGUCAGAGACUAUGAGAAGGUCUAUCAAACAGAGAAGACUAAAGAACACAAGAACCUGUUGAAGAACGCUCAGUUAGAGCUAAAGAAGAGCAAGAGGAAAGAUUAUUACAAAGUUCUGGGAGUGGAUAAAAAUGCUACUGAAGAUGAAAUCAAGAAGGCCUACCGCAAACGAGCACUAAUGCACCAUCCAGAUCGACACAGUGGAGCGAGUGCUGAGGUGCAGAAGGAGGAAGAGAAAAAGUUUAAGGAGGUGGGCGAGGCCUUCACUGUGCUCUCUGACCCCAAGAAGAAGUCUCGCUAUGACAGCGGCCAUGAUCUGGAGGAUGAUGACAUGAAUAUGGACUUUGAUGCCAACAACAUCUUCAAAGCAUUCUUUGGGGCUCCUGGUGGGUUCAGUUUCGAAGGUAAUUCAUCAUCUGGACCUGGAAAUUUCUUUUUCCAGUUUGGUUAACUUGGCUUCCAGCAUGUAUGCAGUAGUAUCACCACCUCUGAAUUCCCCUGAACCGGACUGCCCACCCCCCAUUCCCUGCCCUCUGUACUACACUCUGGUGUAACGGGCCUUUGGCCCCACAGUUGGACCUGCAUCUGUGCCAUUGACUUGUUUUACUGCAUUUGCACAAAGACAACAACGGCAGGGGCGUGACCAUUCUGUACCAGACAAACAUGAUCCAUUGCACAGCUCUCUCUGAUGGUGUCCUAUUUGGUCCUUUGUAAUACAGCUCUAUUUUUAGUUUUGUUUUUUGUUUUUAAAUCAUCCAAGUGCAUCACCGUUUUACAUUCAGUGUUUUCAAGAAAAUUAAGAAUUCAAUAUUUUGGGGAAUUUUUCAGUUAUCAAAGACCUCAACCACAAAGUGAGAUGAUGUUUUUGCUAGAUGAGGGUAUCUCACUCAGAAUGUUUUAAGAAGGUGCUACAUGCCUUUGGCAAAUCCACAGUUUCUCCCUGACACUGAAUAGGAGUACUUAAAGGGAUAGUUUGCCCAAAAUGAUCAUUUACUCACCCUCAUGUCAUUCCAAACCUGUAUGAUUUUCUUUAAUGGAACACAAAUUAUGUUAAGCGCUAUACUGGUCUCAGUCACCAUUUCCCUUUACUGCAUCUUCUGUACAAUGAAAGUGAAUGGUGACUGAUAAUAACAUGGUGCUGAACAUCUUUUGUGUUCCACUGAAGAAAUGAAGUCAUAUGGGUUUGGAAAGACAUGAGGGUGAUUGAAUAAUGACAGAAAAUUCAUCUCUAGUACUCCAAUCUCAUUUCCCAUCAUCCCAUGCACAGCCCCCACAAGCAUAUUUAACUGACCACAAACUGGUCCAAAUCAUCUAUAUCUAAAGCACAUCAGUGAAAAAACAUGGAGUAAUGCAGGAAUUCAUUACUGCUAGUGACAGAUUGUUUAAACAUGUACAAAGUCAUAAUUCCAUAGAUGAUAUUUAUGCAACAUUGCAAACAAUUGCUAUGUGAAUGCAGCACCUCAUGCCAAAUCUCCUAAGAAAUUAAUAAUGCUGGUCAGGUGUUCUCUUUCAUUGAUUCGGGCAUACAAAUACGGAUUGUUAGACUACUGCAUACAGAGAACAAGUGAGUGAGUUGGAGUUUUGCUGUUUGAGCACCUGUUGGCCACACCCCUCUCUGUAAGGUUCAUUUGUCAAUGUUGCCAUUCAAACCCUCGCUGCAUUGUACAUUUUACUGGAAUGUAAAGUGUUUCUUUUGUGUUGAUAGUUUAUGACCGUUUAAUUUUUUUAACUAUGGAAUACACACUUUUUUGAUAUGUAUAUUUAUUGUAAAUUCGCUGGAUGUGAGCUUUUGACGGAUGGAUAGUCUUUAGAUACACUGGCAUCUCAACUCCUACUGGUUAAACCCAGGGAGAGAUGUAUAUUUGGAUGGCACUAAUUUGUCCAUUUCAGAAAUGAAUCUUUUAGAGACAUGUUUUGGAUAUCAGAUGAGCCACAUUUUGUAUGUUAUGGAUCUAAGUUGAGGGCAUGAUCGGUAAACCACGAUUGGUUAUCUGGAUCAUUUUCAAUAAAGUCUUUAAUUGA
Messenger RNA from Myxocyprinus asiaticus (Chinese sucker), 3115 nucleotides. Its product is annotated as dnaJ homolog subfamily C member 7-like. The record is from RefSeq and is a predicted model, not a curated record. Gene Ontology annotation, molecular function: protein binding. The transcript is spliced from 14 exons. NCBI's taxonomy places the organism in Eukaryota, Metazoa, Chordata, Actinopteri, Cypriniformes, Catostomidae. The coding region runs from base 12 to 1544 and encodes 510 amino acids.